UUGAAGGCAGCACGGUUAGAGGAAGAGGCUGUAGAAACAAAGCUCCCGUGCAGAAUGCUAUAACAACUGGACGCUCCUCGUUAAACUGCGGUGGUGAAUGUGCUCUGACCGCACUGCUGCUCUGUGUCAGCAGACCCACUGGACAGACAGUGUUCUUCCUCGUUGGUCCAGUGAGCACAGGCAGGUCUGAGCAUGCAGUCUUGAUGAGAUGAGGAGCGAGUGUAUCGUUACACUCCCUGGACCCAACUGGAUGCUUAUCAGGGCUGCUGCUUAGUGAUCCCACAACAAUAGUUGACAGGACUUUCCUACAUUUCCUCGGUCCAAUGGAAGCUGAGGGACGCAGCCCGCGUUGGAAGAUGCAUCUCCCAGACUUUAAACACACUAGGAGAUUCCCAAGUCCAGCUACAAAAGACAGUGAAAGAGGCAAGACAGAAAGAGCAGGAGACAGAGGAGAGCCACACAAAAGUGUGACUAUGGCGCCUACCUCCAGGUAUCUGACGGACAGACAGUAUGUCAUAAGAAAGCCUCUGUUCUCUGCAGAACAACAUACGUCCAUCUUAAAGAAGACACAUCCACGGACGCACGCAGAGAAGGAGAGACAGAUUGGUGUUACCGGAAGAGAAGAAAACCAGCAACACAGUGACAUUAACUUCUUGACCAGAGCAAGAACAGAACUGACCACAGAGAGCUUUAGCCUCUCUCACAGUGACAUCUCAUCUCCAUCCGCCUCUAGAGAAGACCUUGGCUCACCCUUGACUGUCUCAGAACUCAGGACUAGGCGGUACCAUGAAGAACCCACCUUUGAAUUGCCGUUCCGAGGCAGCAGAUCAGCUCAGCGGAGCCUCUCGAGCUCCGUCCUGGAGGUCCAGCGACUGAACCCUCCAAUGAGGCCACAACUGACCUCGACUGUCCUGUAUCCUACCUACACCCCCCGCUCAGGGUACUCCAGGCCGGGCCAGACUCAGCUCAGGCUAAGGGAAAAGGAGGGCAGAGGUGGAGGAGGGAACAAACUAUGUUCUCCUGGAGGGUACUCAAAGCGACACACAGUUUCACCCUAUCAGGCGAACUACUGGGCCUGCGCCAUCCCUAAUACUUUGCCUCCAUCUCCAGACAGGCACUCUGCAGGUUGGGACGCAAACAAGGAGUACCAGGCCCUGCUGGAUUACACCUACCCUCUGAGACAAGGACAAUUGGUCACUGAGUGGGACAGCUCCAACCUCCACGGAGACUCUCCCCUCCAAACAGAUCCCAACCUGCAGGACUCAGGCAUUGAACUGGACCACCUUUGUAGUUCCACCAGCCUGUCAGGAUUGCACUUUAUAGAGAGAAGCACAGAGCAGACCAGAAAAAGAAGCAGUCUAAGUGGGGGUCAUAGGUCAACUGACCGGCAGGCACUCACCACACCCUCAGGUCUGCCCUCCAGUACCCUGAUGGCCCGAUCAGACCCUGUGGGUUUGUCCUGGGACAGUGUGGACAGCAGUAAGAAUAGAGGGGGAAUGAAUCAUUACAGAAAGGAUGGUCACCAUCAUCGGCACCAUGCACUGUCCUCCUCCCUCCUCUCCUCUACUUUUAUCCGCUCCACCAGUGUUCUUCCACAGUCCAGGUGUGUUUGUGGGGAGGUGGAUGAGGAGUUCUGGCCUCUUCCAGAGCAGCUGGAGGAGCUACAGCUGCUGUCCAGGCAGGUGAGGGAGGUGACAGCCCAACUGAGCCAGCCUGUCACAGCCAGCUGGGAGUCAUUAGGGCCGGGCACCAACUCGGUCCUCUCCUCCAUCGCUCUGCCUGAGAAACAAGAGGCUGAAGACAAGGAGGAGACAGAAGUCAAAGAGCUUGAGGGCAGCAAUCAAGACACUGGUGAAGGAAGAAAUGAAACAGGCCGGGACGAGAUAAGUCCUGCUCAGACAGCAGCUGGGACUCACAAGGACUCUGAGGCAGUGAGGAGUUCUAGAGCUUGGGUGGAGCCUGUUGGAAGAGGACUGAAUCGUUACAGUCAACGGGAGGUGGAGCCUUUGGCUGAGCUGCUGAGUGGCCUCACCCUGCCUGGCAGCAGCAGUGGUCACCUGGAUCAGGAGCAAAAUGACUCCCUGAUGCAACAUAUCCAGGUGUUCUGUUCACACUUGGAGCAGCUGAUCCAGCUGCUGUUCACAGUAUCAGAGAAGAUGGAGCUGCUGGCCUCACCCACCAUGGACUUAGACAGCGUGAAGUCAUCUCUAGCUGAGUAUCAGAAUUUUCAGAGAGAAGUGAGCAGCCACCAGCCCCUGACCAGCUCUGUUCUUCACAGCGGACAGCUUCUCCUCAGCUGCAUCAACACCACGUCUCCAUGUCAUUUUAAGAGACACCCUGCUGUUGAUCGAAAGGCAGUCUGGAGUUCUGGAGACGCAAACAGAACACUUUUUCUCCUCCAUCCUGUCUGCCGUGGACAGUCUGACCCAGCCCAAACCAGUCCAGCAGAGCCAAGAGGGGGACCCAGGCACUGUGGUGGUCCAGGGGUCCACUUUGUGAAAAGACUGCAGGAUGCGUACAAGCAUAUGAUUUAUUUUAUUUAUUUAUUUCUAUGUUUUCUUACUUUCUUACAACAACUCAAUGUUCUAAUACACACCUCUCUUUUUAUUAAAAUGCAGAAUAAGUUUCCUUUGGGCCUGCCAGAUCCUUCUAAAGAAAAAUAAAAUAUAUAAUAAAUCACAGACACUUUGUGCAUCAAGUCAGCUAGUGAAGUGAAUUUGGGACCCUAAUACCAUUGUGCAUCUUAACAACACCAAACAAAAGGUGUUUACUUUCGACCCAUGGCCCACCAUUAAGUUUCAGCUUUGGAAAUUUGAAACUGCGUAAUGCAGUGACACACUGUCUGUCACUGUGAUGUGAAACACUUCAUUUGGUGUCAUUUCAACAUACCAAGUUUCUAUAUGUUUCUGAGUGUGAUGUGUGAGCGUUGGAAUGGAAGGGGUGGACAGUUAUACUCUUAGACCCUGUAAUAAACUGUGGGGUAAGACUAACUGCACUAUUACCUGAUUUUUUUACAACCUAAGUUGAUCACAGGUAUAAGAAUUUUUAAAUGCUAACUCACUGGCUAGUUUGCUCACAUAUGUACAGGAAAGGUGGUCACUGUCCACAUCCACCAUAACACAGCCUUAAAAUACAUUAUUGCUCUGUUCUCGCUGAUGUCAGUGUUGUGUGUUCUAAUCUUGUAAUCAGUGUCCAGAAAAAAAAUGUCUCUCAUCUCUGCAGUCAGAUACUUUUGUUUUUAUUUAUGCAUGUUUGGAGAUGUCUGUCUCACAUUUCUUCCUCCAUCACAGUACGAUGGAGUACAAAUAAUGAAUUUAUAUUAUGGUACUUACACUAUUCCUUCCACAAUCUGUGUACUAUUGUUAUCACAAGUUUCAAUUCAAACUUCUCACUUCUCAUGUAUAGGAUAUACAUGUCAGGGGGUUUUUCUGGAGCUUCUGGAAAACUGGAUUGAAAAAGCCUUUUUCACCAUGCUGUAAUUCAGUCAAAGUCAUUGAAUAAACCAUACCUGUUCCCUCUGUGUGCCAUAUUGUGUGCUGUUUGGUAUGAACAUUUAGAGGAAACUGGAGAGCUUGCUUUACUGACAGCUCAAUCAGGAUCACACUCCCUUUUGGAUUAAUGGCCAGUUAGGGAAGCUGCUGAUAUUUCCAGAUAG
Molecule: messenger RNA, 3655 nt
Organism: Scatophagus argus
Lineage: Eukaryota; Metazoa; Chordata; Actinopteri; Scatophagidae
Gene: cep68
Product: centrosomal protein 68
Exons: 9
Coding region: 324-2663 (779 amino acids)
Source: RefSeq, a predicted model, not a curated record